This is a messenger RNA of Rhodamnia argentea, 4676 nucleotides long. RefSeq names its product probable phospholipid-transporting ATPase 5. The transcript is spliced from 11 exons. The record is from RefSeq and is a predicted model, not a curated record. Gene Ontology annotation, molecular function: ATP hydrolysis activity; ATPase-coupled intramembrane lipid carrier activity; ATP binding. Bases 635 to 4402 code for a protein of 1255 amino acids. Gene Ontology annotation, cellular component: plasma membrane. Gene Ontology annotation, biological process: phospholipid translocation. Lineage: Eukaryota; Viridiplantae; Streptophyta; Magnoliopsida; Myrtales; Myrtaceae.
GUCAUUGUUUGCAUCAAGAGCCGUAUUGGCAUUGGUCGAGAUACAAUAGAAGUAAGGUGUUUCAAUUUGUACUAUUAGCCAGCAUGUGAGAGAUGCAUUAGUUUAUUGAUUCUGGAAGACGGUUUUCGAAUUCUUCAAAGACUUUACGGAAUGGCGAAGCUCCUCGGGGUUGGAGAUGUAUUGUUUUUAUUCUCUAAGGAACGUAGUAAGGCGAAAUGGUAGGCCUGCAUGAUCCAAGGACAGCCCCAAAGCUUCGCAUCGGACGUCCCUGUCCGAGAAGACAGACCAAAAUAAUGCACCAACCUCCGAGUUUUAUAUUGCUGUGGAACAUCGGAAGAUGGGGACAAUGCAACAAAAGAGUCGACUUCUUGUAUUGCAGUUGUUGAUAGGUAAAGUUUGUGAGAAGGUGAGUCAACGCCCAGAAGAAGAGAACAAAGUUCAGGUCAUGAAGGGUAGUUCGUUCUGCAUAUACAGUUCAGAUAUAUGAUGUUAUGAGGGUGAGUUGAUCCCGGAUAGAGAAGAAACGCAGGAUUGUAAGUUGCAGGAUUUCGUUUGGUUAAGGUCUAAUGAAGUUGUAAGAGCUCCAUUCACUUCGUAGAGGGGAGGCGAGUUGGAAUUCUAGUUGGCAAGUGAAAUGAGGGAGCCGAGUGGAAGAACAAAGAGGAAGAUACGAUGGAGUAAGCUGUACACGUUCUCGUGCUUCCGGCCCCCCAAUACUGAUCCAGUUCCCAUCGAAAACCGUAUAGGACGGCCAGGAUUCUCGCGGGUUGUUUUCUGCAACAAUCCUCAUCUGCAUAGGAUGAAACCUCACAAGUACCCAACCAAUUAUGUAUCCACGACCAAGUACAAUGUGGUGACGUUCCUCCCAAGGUCGCUCUUCGAGCAGUUUCGAAGGGUGGCCAAUCUUUAUUUCCUGCUGGCAGCAGUACUGUCCCUCACCUCAUUGGCUCCUUUCACUCCGCCGAGUCUGAUCGUCCCUCUCGUUUUUGUGGUUGGGAUCAGCAUGCUCAAGGAGGCGGUAGAAGAUUGGCACAGGUUCUUACAGGAUUUGGAAGUGAACUCUCGUGUCGUGAAAACUCACAUAGGGGAUGGUGUAUUUGUCGAAAAAGCGUGGCAACAGGUCUCGGUCGGCGAUAUUGUAAAAGUACAGAAGGAUCAGUAUUUUCCCGGUGACCUCCUUUUACUCUCUUCAAGCUAUGAGGACGGCGUUUGUUAUGUCGAGACUAUGAAUCUCGAUGGGGAAACCAAUCUGAAAGCUAAGAGAUGCGUAGAAGCCACUCUCGGUUUAAAUGAGGAUGCCACCAUGAAUAGAUUCGAAGCUUCCAUUUACUGUGAGGACCCGAAUCCGAAUUUGUAUUCCUUCAUGGGAAACUUGGAAUUUGAGAAUGAAUCGCAUCCUUUGAGCACUGCACAAGUGCUUCUGAGAGAUUCCAAACUUCGGAACACCGAGUAUAUAUAUGGAGUUGUCAUUUUCACCGGACCUGACACAAAGACAGUAAGGAACUCCAUGAAGUCGCCCUCUAAGCGUAGCCGGAUUGAGAGGAAGAUGGAUCGUGUCAUCUACGUUCUUUUCUCAAUGCUCAUUUUGAUUUCACUGGUGACAUCUAUGGCUUCUGCAGUGCUUGUGAGUUCCCAGAUGACAAGUUGGUGGUACCUCCGUUUACAAGACAAAGAUCUAUUCUUUAGUCCGUCAAAACCGGUAUUGUCGGCAAUUAUGCAAUUCAUAAGGGCUCUGGUGUUGUAUGGCUAUUUGAUUCCUAUUUCUCUCUAUGUGUCCAUUGAAGUGGUCAAAGUACUUCAAGCUGUCCUCAUUAACAAUGAUAUACAAAUGUUCGAUGAAGCGACAUGCCAGUCAGUCCGAGCCCGCACUUCGAAUUUGAACGAGGAGCUCGGUCAGGUAUCAAUCAUCUUAUCAGAUAAAACGGGGACUUUGACCUGUAACCAGAUGGAAUUUAGGAAAUGCUCCAUUGCAGGAGUCUCGUAUGGCGGGGACUUGAACGAAGUGGAUCUAGCUGCUUCUCGAAGGAUGAAUUCUGAUAUGGUUGCAUACAGGUCUAGUGUCGACGAAUCUGAUGCAAUGAGCCAAGGCAUCGAGAUCUGUGAAUUCCCUGAGGACGACAUUGGCAAUCAGAUGGGUUAUGUAGGUGCUCCAGAAUAUUUAGAGAGUCUGAACUUGAAAAACCAAAAAAUUUCGGAUGUUCACAGAGAAUCUUCCAUUAAGGGUUUUAACUUCCAGGAUGACAGGCUGAUGGAUGGGCAAUGGACUCGGUAUUCCAACGUGUACCACAUGACAAUGUUCUUCAAAGUGAUGGCUCUGUGUCACACCGGCAUACCCAUUGAAGACGAUCGAGCUGACAAGUUGAAGUUUGAGGCAGAGUCGCCGGAGGAAGUUGCUUUCUUGAUCGCCGCUCAGGAAUUCGGCAUACAGUUCUGCAAGAGGACACAAUCAGUAAUGGUUCUCAAGGAGCUCGACCGAGACUCAGGAAGUGUCCUGGAAAGGGAGUACAAGCUUUUGAACCUGUUGGAGUUCAGUAGUUCUCGCAAGCGGAUGUCCGUGAUUGUGAGCACCCAAGACGGUCAAAUCAUACUCUUGUGCAAAGGAGCGGACAGCAUCAUUUUUGAGAGGCUCGCCGACGAUGGCAAGUCGUACGAGGAGGCGACUAGUUCGCACCUUUUGUGUUAUGCUGAAGAUGGCUUUCGAGCGCUGGCCUUCGCGUACCGUACUAUCGAAAGGGCCGAGUAUGAACACUGGGACUCGGUAUUCACGAAAGCCAAGACCACUGUGGGUCCUGAAAGGGAUGAAUUGCUGGAGAGUGCGUCUGAAAUGAUCGAGAAGGACUUGAUUCUGUUGGGGGCUGCUGCCAUCGAGGACAAGUUACAGAAAGGGGUUCCGGAAUGCAUAGAUAAACUCGCUCAAGCAGGCUUGAAGAUUUGGCUGCUUACAGGUGACAAGAAGGAGACUGCAAUCAAUAUAGGAUUUGCGUGCAGCUUGCUUCGACAAGAUAUGGCGCAGUUUCAUUUGAGUUCUGUCAAGGACUCAGGAUGCGGCAACCAAUCAGAGGCGAUACUUGCGGCAAAAAAGGCCCUAGUAAGCCAAAUCGAAAGCUUUUCGCAAGGAAUACAGGUCGAGAACAAGAAGCAUAUGCCCUUUGCUCUGGUGGUUGAUGGGCAGGCCCUCGAGAUUGCUUUGAGAAGCGAUGUGAAGGAUCAAUUCUUACGGUUGGCUGUCGAGUGUUCUUCUGUCAUAUGCUGCCGCGUGUCGCCGAAACAGAAGGCCCUCAUUACCAGAUUGGUGAAAGAGUUCACGGGCAAGACUACCCUGGCAAUAGGAGAUGGUGCAAACGAUGUCGGCAUGAUUCAAGAAGCUGACAUCGGAGUCGGCAUUAGUGGCAUGGAAGGCAUGCAGGCCGUCAUGGCUAGCGACUUCUCGUUGCCUCAAUUCCGGUUCCUUGAGCGACUCCUGAUCGUGCACGGACAUUGGUGUUACAAGAGAAUCUCCAAGAUGAUCCUGUACUUCAUAUACAAGAAUAUCGUGUUCGGCUUGACAUUAUUCUACUAUGAGUUCUACACGUCAUUCUCCGGCCAGGUACUAUAUGACGAUUGGUACAUGACGGCAUUCAACGUCCUGUUGACAUCUUUGCCGGUCAUAUCCUUGGGAGUUCUUGAGCAGGACGUUCCAUCAGAUGUGUGUCAUCAGUUUCCGGCACUCUAUCAACAGGGUCAAAGAGGUAUAUGCUUCUCUUGGAAGCGAAUCAUCAGUUGGAUAAUAAAUGGCGCGAUUGCUUCCUUGAUCAUCUUCCUCUCAACCAUACACGCACUCUCCUCAGCCGCCUUCUCAGAGAAGGGCAAUGUCGCCGACAUAGCACACCUAGGCACGAUCACAUACACAUGCGUGAUAUGGACAGUGAAUUGCCAAAUCGCCCUCGUAAUCAGUCACUUCACUUGGAUCCAGCACCUGUUCAUCUGGGGAAGCAUAUUGCUGUGGUACAUUUUUCUGCUCGCCUAUGGCGCGCUCCCUCCCUCCUACUCUAAUACCGGAUUUCACGUGCUGACUGAGGCCAUCGGACGAGCUCCGAGCUUUUGGAUCAUCACGCUGCUUGUUGUCGUCGCAUCGCUGCUCCCCUACUUCGUUUACAUGGCCCUGCAAAGGACAUUCUACCCCAUGGACGACCAUGUGAUCCAGGAGAUGAAGCACUGCAAGAAGGACGUGUUCGACAAGCAGAUGUGGUUGAGAGAGCAGCGGAACUCGAAGAGGACGACGCAAGUCGGGUUCUCAGCCAGAGUCGAUGCGAAAACGCAUCAUCUGAAGGAAGCUAUGCAGCAGAGUGGAGCAUCAAUCUACAGGUCAUUCACCAACAGCCCCAUCUACAAGACACUGAGAAGUAGCCCAUUGUUCCAAUAGCCCGUAGUUAUUCGGAAUUCUCGGGAGAAACCGUGCUCGAGAUCAUACAUAUUCUUUGAUUAGUUUCAUUCGUAACACACACGGAAAUACCGGUAAAGAUUACGCGCUUCUUGUAUGUAGUUCUGAUAAAAAGUUUCGCUUUCCUUUCCACUUGUCCAGACUAUCGAUUCGGCAGCGGCUACUGGGGGCUCAAGGAAUGAACAGCAGCAUACUGCUUGCUUGUUUUUAUGCUUCAUUUGUUACCGUCCUAGUCGGAUGUCCAAGUCCUGUGGCC